AAACGCGGACGCAACAGGAGCAUAACGAGGUUCGAAUGGUUAUGAUAAAAAAGGGUGUCCAUUUCCAUGGUUACCAGUUCGUGGGAUUCAUAACAUUCUUAACGUAAGGAGUACAAAUGUCGGCUUAAAACACUGCUUGGAUUCUUUUGCUAUUCCAAUGGGUUUGCUGGCUUUGUUGCGAAAGUUACGCGCUUCUUCCGAACAGGAAUUGCGGAUAUUAUUGUUAGGUCUUGAUAAUGCCGGUAAAACAACUCUCUUGAAGCAGCUGGCCAAUGAGGAUAUAACCCACAUCACACCUACCCAAGGAUUUAACAUUAAGUCCGUCCAGUCAACUGGAUUUAAACUAAAUGUAUGGGAUAUCGGUGGUCAAAGAAAAAUCCGACCCUACUGGAGAAAUUAUUUUGAAAAUACUGACGUUCUAAUCUAUGUGAUAGACAGUUCCGAUCGGAGGCGCUUUGACGAAACGGCUGAAGAGUUGUCUGAGCUUCUUAACGAGGACAAACUGGAAGGAGUGCCCUUGCUGGUGUUUGCAAAUAAACAAGAUUUAUUGGGUGCAGCAGCGCCGUCUGAAUUAGCCUUGGGCUUAGCUCUCCAGACAAUCAAAAACAGAGGAUGGCAGAUUCAGGCUUGCUGCGCAUGUACCGGUGAAGGAGUUCAGGAUGGAAUGAACUGGAUUUGCCAAACGAUAAAAAAGAAAUGAUUGUAAAGUUUGCCGUCACUGUCCAAUGUUUCGUCACAUCAAUGUUGAAUUUUCAAUGCAAUAGAAACUCGAACUUUGUCGCAAUG
Daphnia magna is the source of this 786-nucleotide messenger RNA. Its product is annotated as ADP-ribosylation factor-like protein 3. Gene Ontology annotation, biological process: cilium assembly. Gene Ontology annotation, molecular function: GTPase activity; GTP binding. Lineage: Eukaryota; Metazoa; Arthropoda; Branchiopoda; Diplostraca; Daphniidae. The transcript is spliced from 6 exons. The coding region runs from base 158 to 700 and encodes 180 amino acids. Gene Ontology annotation, cellular component: microtubule cytoskeleton; cytoplasm. The record is from RefSeq and is a predicted model, not a curated record.